Messenger RNA from Heterobasidion irregulare TC 32-1, 2070 nucleotides. RefSeq lists its product as uncharacterized. The transcript is spliced from 12 exons. Gene Ontology annotation, biological process: ribosomal large subunit biogenesis. Lineage: Eukaryota; Fungi; Basidiomycota; Agaricomycetes; Russulales; Bondarzewiaceae. Bases 1 to 2070 code for a protein of 689 amino acids. The record is from RefSeq and is a predicted model, not a curated record. Gene Ontology annotation, cellular component: nucleolus; Noc2p-Noc3p complex; Noc1p-Noc2p complex.
AUGGCCAAAGGGUCGGCGAAAGCCACGCGUAAAUUCGCUGCAAGUGGGCAGCUGCAGAAACAAAUUCAAGCGAGGCGGAAACACCAGCAAAUCAAGAAGAAGUCCGAGAAGCGGAAAGGUGGUAAAGGAAAAGAGAGAGCGCAUCCAGGUGAUGCCGAGGACGAUGGAGAAGAGCAGGGUAGCGCUGAAGAGAAGCAGACUUCCAAACUCAAAGGCAUGUCUGUUGACGACUUCCUGGGCGGCGGUUUCAUGGACGAGGAUGAGUCCCUUGGCUCGGACGCCGAAGAUGAUUAUGAUGGAGAGGAUGACGAGGAUGAGGAUGGAGACGACGAUCAGUCCUUCGCAUCUGUAGAUGACCUUGACGGCGAGGGUACUGCACACAUGGACGAAUUGUCAAAACUGGCAGAAAAGGAUCCAGAGUUCUACAAGUAUCUGCAAGACAAUGACCGUGAACUACUGGACUUCGACCCCGGUGCCCUACAAGAAGAGGGCGUAGAUGAAGGCGUAGAAAUGGCAGAAGAAAAAACUCCUGUGCUUACAAGAGACAUCCUACAAAAGUGGCAGAAAGCGCUGUUAAAGGAACGGUCAUUACGGGCUCUUCGGAAGCUCCUCAUUGCAUUCCGCGCUGCUGCACAUAUGAAUGAAGAGGACCAAGUCGUUGCUUGGACAAUUGACAGUUCAUCAGUGUACAACAAACUCGUCACCACGGCGUUGAGAUACACACCUAUAGUGCUUGCGCAUCAUGUGCCUUACAAAAUGCUUCCGAGCGGUAAAAUCAAGCCGCCAACGCAAACCCUAAAACUCAAGACGCUCCAGAAAUUGAUUCUAUCCUAUUUUCAUAAUAUCAUUCACAUCACAUCACAGCUCUCUGAACCAGAUCUGGUGAAAUUGGCCGUCGCAGAGAGUGCAAAAUUAUUACCAUAUAUUGUCGGCAGCCGUAAAGCUGUCAAACAAUAUUUGAAGAUGACGUUGGAGUUAUGGUCGACCGCCGAUGACAGCGUUCGGAUUGCUGCUUUUUUAGCUAUUCGCAAAUUGGCAACUGCAACAGACGAAUCUAUAUUAGAUAUGGUUUUAAAGUCUACCUACCUCACUCUUAUUCGUUCAGCGAAGUCGACGAACAUACAUAGUUUGCCGUUGAUCAACUUGAUGAAAAAUUCAGCUUCUGAGAUUUUCUGUCUUAAUCCUGAAGCAGCAUAUCAGCACGCGUUCGGGUUCAUUCGUCAGCUGGCUAUUCAUCUUAGGAAUGGCAUGAAAAUGAAAACUAAGGAAUCGUACAAGCAGGUCUAUAAUUGGCAGUAUGUGCAUAGUGUUGACUUCUGGGCAAUUGUGCUUGCACGGGCGUGCGAUGUGCAAGCGACGCUCCAAAAGAACGGUAAGAACGACACUCUGAAACCCCUGAUAUACCCUCUGGUACAAGUCGCCACAGGAGCAAUCAGACUUGUCCCUAACUCACGUUCUUACCCCUUCCACUUCCAUAUCAUCCGUUCGCUCACUCAUCUGUCUCAACACACUCACACCUACAUCCCCCUCGCUCCACAUCUUCUUCCGAUUUUGACCUCAACUCUUAUAUUCUCAAAGCCCAAAUCAUCCACCCUCCGUCCACUCGAUUUUGAGACUAACAUCCGUGCACCCCAACAAUACAUCCACACGCGAGUCUACAACGAGGGUGUGGCCGAUGAAGGCGCAUUUCUUCUUACAGAAUGGCUGGCUACGCCACCAGUGCAAGGGAGUAUUGCCUUUCCUGAGCUCGUUGUCCCAGUCACGGUCGUUCUGCGCAAGGCUCUCAAGACCUCCCGCAUAAAUCAAAAAUCUUCCAACGGGAAGGAAGCGAGCUUGUUGAAAAGCAUGCUCGAACGGAUCGAGGACAGCGCGAAAUGGGUUGAGCAGAGACGAGAGACUGUGUCCUUUGCCCCCGCGAAGAUGGGUGAGGUGGACAGGUGGGAGGCGGGUAUCAAGGUUGAGGAGACUCCCUUGGGGAAGUACAUCAAGGUGCAGAGGAAGGUGCGGGAGAAACGGAGGAAGCUGGUCGAGAAGGCAAGGGAAGGCGAAGAUGAGAUACUGGAGGAUUAG